Messenger RNA from Malassezia pachydermatis, 996 nucleotides. RefSeq lists its product as hypothetical. Lineage: Eukaryota; Fungi; Basidiomycota; Malasseziomycetes; Malasseziales; Malasseziaceae. The coding region runs from base 1 to 996 and encodes 331 amino acids. The record is from RefSeq and is a predicted model, not a curated record. The transcript is spliced from 2 exons.
AUGUCGGAUACGCUGGCUGGCCAUCGAUCGCCCAAGCGAACGACAUGGGGGAAACUACCUACACCGCCCUCGUCAGGUGGUUCGGAUAGUGUCACCCUUCACAGUGAUGACAGGAAAGGAAAAGCACGCUUACUCACGGGCCCUGAGGCCGAGGCACGCGAAAGCAAACGUCCAUGUCGUCGCGACUCCCGGAUUCUUACGCCACCUAGUACACGCGGCCGGCGUAUGCAUGACAAGCUAGGACUCGCAAGCGAGGCACGUCGCCAACCGCAGUCGCGGCAUUGGCGGCACUGCAGCGAUUCUUUCGAUGGGGCAUGGCUCUUGGACGAUAUGAACAUUGCCUCGUCCUCGACAUCUUGCCGGCCUCUGGAGGACGGCUCUCUCGCGCCGGCCCUUCCUGCGUUAUCGAGACCUGUGCGUGAUACGCCACACAACCCCUUUGUGGAAGGAGGGCCAGCGGAUGUCGGCAUCACAGGGCCCAAUGCACCGAAUGCGCUCAUGCGGUCGAUGGGCCGACCGCCCAAGGACCCAUCCCAUACAAUGUUUGUUUUCCGUGGCCAGCGUGUCGUGUGUUCCGAUAAGGCUCUCGCCAGCCGCCGCCCAUAUGCAGCAGACGUGGGGCAAUCGCCUCUCCGACCUCGACUGUUGUUCCCACCGCGGCAGCGGGAAGGUAUGCAGUACGACGUACCGGAACGGAAUGCCCUGUCUGACGACGAAACCUCGGGGCCUGUAGGCCCCAGUCGUAAGCCGCCGGGCCGCGGCUUGUUUGCGCGUGAACUAGCCUCGCGCGCGCCAGGCCCUUCGAUCGUUGCCACGGAUGACCUGGACGCCUCGUGGCUCGCUGGCCAUGCCGCGGCUCAGGACAAGGCACCAUACGUGGAGCCACCUACAUACCCACCACGGACCUAUACGCUACCGGCCAAAAACAGAGAGCUGCUCCAACGACUUGAGUCGGUGCAGUGGGCCGACGAGGCGUCGCCCCCCGAGGAGGCGUGA